GGCAUUUUUUACGAUUCAAUUUUCAACUGAAGUAUACUAACUUCUCUUCAGUGUCAACUGCUUAACUGUCUUCAGCUGCUGAAAGGUGAGGCUACUGUCCACGUGCAAGUCCAUGACCCCCCUCUGCUGGUUGAGUGUAAUAUUGAGCAACCAGAUGUUAUUACUAUGCCAGCUGCCGCAGAGUGUUGCGCAAGUCCUGUUUGUGCUGCAUGAGUAUUAGUCAGAAAUAUAUUUUGUCAGGAUAGGCUAAUUUAGUAUCAAGGGUGUCCCAAACAAACGUGUACAGAAAAAGGAAAUCAGAAAAGCACAACACACAAUUAUGUAAUACACAAACAUUUGAAAAAAAACAAAAACAAUCUAGAUAAAAAGAUACUCAUGAAAGCAGGAUUACACCUAAAAACUAGACAUAAUAAUAAAAAAAAGAAGAAGAUUAAAACAGAAAUAAAGUAAGCAUGACCACAUUGCUGGAAAAAUAAAUGGGCAUUUGGAUAUUGGUUUUGAAAUGUGAAAACCUUUAAAAUAAAUAGAAUUAUGACUGUGUUUUAUAUACCCUAUGUAUCAAAAGAGUUGUAAAUUAUUUUGUUUAAGGUAAAGAAAAUGAGUCAUUAAAUCUUCCAUUCAUUUACUAGUCAGACUAUAAACAGAGCCACAGUAUCACCUAAACCAAACUCGUGAAUGCAAUUCUCUUUAAUUAUAAAUUAAUCAUCAGUUUCAGUGUGCGAGAAUGCGUCAUAAUCAUUUGAAUCGUAGUAUCAUAAACCUUCACAUAAGCUUACUCUGGGAACUCUAUCUAUGACACACUUCGGGAAAUAUGUGUGCCUAUUUGUUUUUUACGAAAUCAAAUAAGUCCCUUAACCACAAUGAUGUCACUACUUAGAAAUGUUCUGUCCCUGGACUUUUCCAUGCUUUGUAUUAUACGUAGAAGAAGGAUUCUAAGAAUUAUGUUUAAUCAUCCCAUAGGAACUAAAACUAAUUAUAGUAAAGUAGCAUUUGGACGCAUUACAGUUUCUCUUUCUCAUUCAGGGAGGAUGUGGUAUUUUGGUUGGUAUCUGAUACUACUGUCCUGACUGUUGUGUAACACUUUGUGUCACAAGCCACACCUUUCCACGCCUCUUAAGUGGUAGGUUCAGUUGAGCCCGGCUCAAACACACAAGUGAGUUGCUAGACCGAUGGAAUAAAUCAUCUGCAGGACAGGACAAGUAUCCAACUUUACAGAAUCAUGUUAUGGACAAUAUUCUUACUGCUGAAUGGAGUUGUUAUACUAGUGCUCCUUUUCUCAACUCGCACAAGAAAGAAAAAUGAGCCCCCUCUGGACAAAGGUUUCAUUCCAUGGUUGGGCCAUGCUCUUGAGUUUGGAAAAGAUGCUGCAAAGUUUUUGGCCCGGAUGAAAGACAGACAUGGGGAUAUCUUUACAGUCCGUUUAAUUGGCAAAUACGUGACGGUGCUGUUGGACCCAAACUCUUUCGAUGCCAUAACGAAUGACACAGACUGCUUGGACUUCACCCGCAGCAGAAACCAGGUCAUUCAAAGGAUCUUCAGUCUGCAGCUGCAGAGUAUCAACCCUACAGCAGAGCGGGAAUGGAUGGAACAGCAUUUUCGAGGUCUCAGUCUCUCCAAACUCUGCGGCUCAAUGAACUCUAACCUCCAGAAGCUGCUGCUGAGCGAUCAGAACGGCUGCAGUCCUUCAGAGUGGAGACAGGACGGACUCUUUAGCCUCUGUUACAGCCUUCUCUUCAGGGCGGGAUACCUUACAUUGUUUGAAAAGAGAGACAACACUACUGAAGUCUAUAAUGAGUUCCGCAAGUUUGACGAUCUUCUUGCCAAACUGGCUCGCUGCUCACUCAAGCGAGAGGAGAGCAAAACAGUCACGUUGUCCCGUGAGCGACUGUGGGAGCUGCUGUCCCCCAAAUGUCUCAGGGGAGAAUCAGAGUCAAACUCCUGGCAGCAGAGCUACCAUCACUUCCUGCAGGAGAAUGGAAUAGAUGCAGAAAUGCAGAAAAAAGCAUUGCUCUUGCAGCUGUGGACCACACAGUGCAAUGCUGGACCUGCUGCCUUUUGGCUCCUUGGCUUCCUGCUCACUCACCCUGAGGCCAUGGAGGCAGUUAAAUCAGAGAUCAGAGGCCUUACUCUGCAGGACACUUCCCUGCAGCGUCCCCCCAUCAACCUGCUGGAAGCACACAGCACACCUGUGCUUGAUAGCGUUCUGAGCGAGACACUACGGCUCACGGCUGCAGUGAUGAUCCGCAGAGAGGUGGUGCAUGACAAAGUCCUGCAGAUGGCCAAUGGACAGGAGUACCACCUCAGACGUGGGGACAUGGUUUGUCUGUUCCCCUUCCUCAGCCCUCAAAUGGACCCACAGAUACACCAAGAACCACAGGUUUUCAAGUACGAUCGCUUCUUAAAUCAUCGGGAAAUGAAGGAUACAUUCUACAAAAAUGGAAAAAGACUGAAAUACUACACCAUGCCCUGGGGUGCAGGGAGCAACAUCUGCGUUGGGAAAGAUUUUGCUGUGACGGCCAUUAAACAGUUUGUCAUCUUGCUCUUGACUCAUUUCGAUCUGGAGAUGUGUGACCCAGAGGACAAAAUGCCACCAGUGAACGCAAGCCGCUACGGCUUUGGGAUGCUCCAGCCGGACGGUGAUCUGCAGGUCCGGCACAGACUAAAGAGGACACAAAAUGAAAGUUAACUUGAUAAUUUGAUUAACUGUAAAUAACUUUAAACUUUUGAUUGAUCUAGCUUUUAAUUAUGUUAUUAUAUUAUUCUACUGUAGCACUAUUUAUUCGUUUAUCGCGUUUUAUUCACUCUGCAUAUUUUUUUAUUGAUUGUUAUUAAUAUUUUCAAUAAAAAGUAAAGAUUC
Eleginops maclovinus (Patagonian blennie) is the source of this 2857-nucleotide messenger RNA. It is a transcript of the gene ptgis, whose product is annotated as prostaglandin I2 (prostacyclin) synthase. Gene Ontology annotation, biological process: prostaglandin biosynthetic process. Gene Ontology annotation, molecular function: monooxygenase activity; iron ion binding; prostaglandin-I synthase activity. The transcript has 10 exons. Lineage: Eukaryota; Metazoa; Chordata; Actinopteri; Perciformes; Eleginopidae. The record is from RefSeq and is a predicted model, not a curated record. Bases 1220 to 2686 code for a protein of 488 amino acids.